Dreissena polymorpha is the source of this 3171-nucleotide messenger RNA. RefSeq lists its product as uncharacterized. Bases 448 to 1416 code for a protein of 322 amino acids. The transcript is spliced from 10 exons. Lineage: Eukaryota; Metazoa; Mollusca; Bivalvia; Myida; Dreissenidae. The record is from RefSeq and is a predicted model, not a curated record.
GUAAAUUGGCGAGCUGUACAGAUAGGUUGUGUACGAAACGUGUAUAUUGAUUUAACCAAAAUGAUCGGCCAAUAUCCAAUACCCAGCACAGGUAUAACGCGCGCGUUCACCUGUUGCAAUACAUUCGGGUAGCAACGCACAGCGAAUAACAAUCUAAAUUAUUUUGGAAAUAAUAGAGCCUCUUCGACACACAUGAUGUCUAUUCAAAGGUAGGCUACAUCAUUAAAGCAACAUGGAAAAUCUUCACGACUGCAAAUGUCCAAAGGGCAAUAUUAUCAACGAUCCAUUUUUACAGAAAGCACGACUUGCUACAAUUGAUUGAGAUGCCUUUGGUGAACUCAAAAUAACCAAGAAAAUCUAAGGACUUAUUUCAAACGAAAAGGACAAACGUGCAUUGGCAAGGAAUGAUUCUUUGAAGAAGAAAUAUAAAGCAAAGAGGCAGAAAAAAUGGUACCUGUAGACACACGAAGAACGAGGAUUAAACAGCCACGGAAAAAUAAUGCAGACACGCAUGCUUUGUUGGACGCAGUUAUGCAAAUACAUUCAGGAAGUACUGGCGAUGACACUGCGCAUGAACAAUUAGAACAAUCACUUAGCACAGUUGGAUGGGACAAUUCAUAUGAAGCGCCGUCAUCAUAUUUGAAUAACGAAAACAAAAUAAAACGAUUUAUUACACUUGAAGAGCUGAAAAAUCUGUUGAAUGCAUUGAAAUCAUUGGAUUAUGAAAAUGUUAUAGAAACAGUGCGUGUUCGCUAUAAAGAAUACGAUAAGGUUCUCCCCAAAGAAUUUCUGCUAAUGGUUAUUUUAGUAUUCAUCAACGUUGUAAGGGUGGGAUAUCUAGAUAAAGAAUCGACAUCUUUUUAUAAUGAUAACACUAUAGAACUACCUAUUUGCAAAGUGGGCCGGGACAAAUUAUAUGAAGCAUCGCCAUCCUAUAUUAAUAAUGACAACAACAAAGGAUUGCUCCUUACACCGAUGUCCAUCGUGAACGAUAUCUUAAAUGAGAUACGGACGUGUAAUGCACGAUUUGGGUCGUUGGUUUAUUUGUUAAAGAAACGGCUGAAAGCUCAAUCCAUAAUUUCAGAAGACGAUAUGUUCGCUGCAUUAACUCGCGUCAGCUAUAAAAUGCUUACGUCCGACAAUGUGUUUCCCGAUAUAAUUAGAAUGUUUCUACACUUCCCAAGGCUUCGACAACUUGAAUAUGAUGGAAAGGAAGUUUACUAUUUACUAUCUGCUCAAUUUACUCAUCAUCAAGAUUAUAAUGUGCUAGGCAAAAAUCCCAAUUCUAAUGAGAACAAGCUGAACGUGUUACACAGUAAAUUGGGUUUCUUGCAUAUAUCAGGUUUGAAACAACAAUGUGAUAAUUAUAUUCAAAUGACAUCUCUUGCUUUGUCAGGUAAGGCUAUCAAACAAUAAUCGAAACAAUUUCGGGGUUGUUAUCUCGAUUUGUGUUUUCCAAAUAACACUGCCAAUGCAUUUAUAAUUGGCAAACAAAUGGUUCGGUAUUUGUUUUCCAGCAAAAGUGCAAUAUUCAGUAACUUGAUAACGCCCAAUUAUCAGGUUAAAACACUGAUUGGAAUCAUGACAAAGAGUAAAUUUAUCAAUUGAAUAUGCAAUGGGAAGUUGCACACGAUGAAAACAUCGAAGUCAAUGUUUACGCAGGCAACUCCUUCAAGAAUUAGUUUUUAUGUUUUUUAUGAAGUCAACACGGUAAGGACAAUGUGGCUAAAGUUCAAAUAAGAGCAAAAUAUACUGCUUUUGGGACUACAAUGGUAUGUUGUGAAAUGUUUAACACUGGUUACUUGAUGUGGUGCCUAAAGCAAGAGACAAUAUAUGAAUGUCUAAUCUGGUGAACCAACAUAUACGGCACAUUUAUAUUUGAACAAGAAAUGUGCUUUUACCGACAGUCAAAUAAGCAUAUCGAUGCCUAAAGGUAGUUAACCUUAACUUAUUUAGUUAACAAUCUAACAAGCUGGAUGAGCAAACAACGGCCUUUAAAAAGCGGUUUACAAGAUGGGAAAACCCGCAAACAUAGAUAAUUAUGCAAACUUAGAAUGCUAACUUGAAAACUGAGCGAUUCUCGUUAUCAUGUUAAUUUAUAAUUUAUUAUUCAGGUGAUCAGCCAUCCCAAACCGCUAAAACCUAUGCUUUGGAAUGUAAAUAAGUGUGGAAUCGUUGUACUCUUAUCAUAUAUUGUUGUUGCAAUACAGGUAUGUACCAUAUAUGUGCGCCUUUCUGUGCAUCAAAGUCAUAUUAUACAUUUAGUAUAUCUAUUUACGAUAACAGGUAUAUGGACAAAUUGUCAGAAUGUGUGUACUUUCUAUAAAUUAACGGCGCAGAUUAUAAAGGACACGCAGUAGAAAAACGCUUGAAAUUCGAGAACGCAUUUGUAUCAUAUUUAUACCAUUUUUAAAUAUUACGGGCAUUGUUGUUUAUGUAUGUUAUGUUAUCAGAACCUGCAUAAUCUAGUGAUAACGCAUUGGAUUGUGCUUACAAAUAUCAUCUGUUAAAAAACAGACACAAUUUGUAUUAUUAUUUUAUAGCAUAACAAGCAUAAUACAGAUUUCCAUUAUUAUAGUAGGUUUUUGAUAAGGAACAAUUUCCAUAUUACGAAGGUAAAAUACGGACACGUUUUUAUCGGAAAUCCUUCUUUUUCAAACGUAUUGUGAGAAUAUACUACCAAGCAUUUAAGAUAACAGUAAUAAGCCCAUUCACACGUAUUGCAUACACUGUUACAUUAAUAAUGUGACAAUUUUGGAAAAGGAAGUAUUGUUUGAUAUGCAGGAUAAUAACACCGAUAAUACCAUUAUGUAAUAACUAUCUAUAUGAGAACAUAAUUGGUUAUAUUUGUGUUUCUAACGGGUUAAGAUCAAUAACCACACUUGCAUACUGAGAAGAACCUGCACGUGUAUGAUACCAGUUUAACAAGUUAUUUCUUAAGCAGCAGACAAAUGUCCAUGAGUAUACAACAUAUAAAAUCUAUGUAUAAAACAAACGAGUGGUCAAGUGACUUGUAUGUUGUAUAAAAGUAGAGUACAAUUUCAUAAACAAACAAAACUAAAGCCAGAAUUCUCUCCUUGUUCUCAUGAUAAAUCUAUAUACAAUGGUUAUGUACGAAAGUGUUCAAAUUGUCUAAUCAUAAUAGAGAUUAAACAAGUUUCUAAGUUUAAA